This is a messenger RNA of Mangifera indica (mango), 1807 nucleotides long. Its product is annotated as IQ domain-containing protein IQM3. Gene Ontology annotation, molecular function: protein binding. NCBI's taxonomy places the organism in Eukaryota, Viridiplantae, Streptophyta, Magnoliopsida, Sapindales, Anacardiaceae. The record is from RefSeq and is a predicted model, not a curated record. The transcript is spliced from 9 exons. The coding region runs from base 126 to 1574 and encodes 482 amino acids.
AUAAAAUUCCCCGGGAAAAUAAAGCUGGCCAUUAGUAAUUUUACCAUAUAUCCAUCCACCUUGCUUACUCUGUAACAGAACAGAGCCAUCUCUUUCUUCAUACUCGGAGUCGUUUUGCUUGAUCAAUGGAGAUUGUGGAUACUCAAGCUUUGUCAAACUUCGAUCACCAGUCGAAGUCUCCCUUCUCUUACCUCAGCAUUUCCGCUUCCGACCGCCAUUCUCCUCCAAGUUCCGAGUUUUCCGACGAGUUUGUGAGUGGGACGAUCAACGCGCCUCCGAACUCCUCUUCUCAGUCGAGUGCUGCGGCGGCUGUGAAGCUUCAGAAGGUUUACAGGAGUUAUCGCACACGGCGGAGAUUGGCUGAUUCGGCUGUCGUAGCUGAAGAGUUGUGGUGGCAAGCGAUUGAUUAUGCGAGACUAAAUCAUAGUACGGUGUCGUUUUUUAAUUUACCAGAAAGUGCGGCUUCGAGAUGGAACCGGGUUGUCUUGAAUGCUUCUAAGGUCGGAAAGGGCUUGUCCAAAGAUUCUAAGGCUCAAAAAUUGGCGUUUCAGCAUUGGAUUGAAGCUAUUGAUCCACGACAUCGAUAUGGGCAUAGCUUGCAUUUCUACUAUGAAGAAUGGUGUAAAGCUGAUUCUGGCCAACCAUUUUUCUACUGGUUAGAUGUAGGAGAUGGCAAGGACCUUGAUCUCAAAGAGUGCCAAAGAUCAAAGCUUCGUCAACAGUGCAUUAGAUAUCUGGGACCUAAAGAGAGGGAACAUUAUGAAUACGAUGUUGUUCAGGGGAAGAUUAUUCACAAACAGACUGGAGAUCUCCUUGACACAAAUAAAGGACCAGAGGGGGCCAAGUGGAUAUUUGUUAUGAGCACCUCAAAGAAACUUUAUGCUGCUGAGAAAAAGAAAGGAAUGUUCCAUCAUUCAAGUUUCUUGGCAGGAGGAGCUACUAUAGCUGCUGGAAGGCUUGAGGCAGAGCUUGGAAUUCUGAAGUCAAUUUCUGCAUAUAGUGGGCAUUACCGGCCAACGGAUGACAGGCUUGAUAGCUUUUUAUCCUGUCUCAAAGAAAAUGGAGUGAACAUUGAUGAAGUUGAGAUACACAGGGCUGAAGAUUAUUCUGAUAGCUAUGGCGAUGGUAAAUCUGUCAAAGUUGAGACUGCAGUUGACUCUGAGUUUCCUAAGCCUGAAAAGGUCAAGGAAAAGGAGGAAAAUCUGUCUUCAGAACCAUCUGAAGUUACCCAAACAGAGACUAUAAGUAAUUAUCGAAGGACUUUAUCUGGAGGUCUUCAGAGCCCGAGGGCUGAGGUGCCUAAAACUGCUAUAUUGCAAAGGAUCAACUCUAAGAAGGCUGCGAACUCGUAUCAAUUGGGAAAUCAGCUCUCACUCAAGUGGACAACUGGAGCUGGCCCAAGAAUUGGUUGUGUUGCUGACUAUCCGGUGGAAUUGAGAGUGCAGGCCUUGGAGUUUGUUAACCUAUCUCCGAGAACUACUGCACCUCCCUCACCAUUUCCUUACAGGCAUGUUACUCUUGCAUCACCAACUGCCAAUGCCACAUCAGAUGCGAGUCAUGAGAAUGGUAUGUGAGUUUUAUGUAUUAUCUUUUGUGCUCUUUAGGAGACCUCUGCCUUAAACAUCAGAUGCUUUCUUGCUAGAGGACUCUAGUAGUGAAUGUAUAUGUCUGUUGUGCUCUUUAGAUCACUUCUGCCUUAAAUAAUGCAUAUAGGAUUAUGAAAUGGGCUUCUUAGUCAGAUUUCAUUGCCUAAACUUCAGAUAAUUUUGCAAUUUAUGAGAUAUAUGGAGUCUUUCUCUUUGAUUAA